CAUAACUAGCAACCAUGAAGUCGAGGAAACCAAGACGGAUAUGGCCAACAACAGUGAGUUGAACACUAGGUAUCAUCAAUAUGAAAGUCCAUUAGACCUAUCUCCUAGUUUAAGCUUGUUGGCCGAAAGGAAAGAACGAAAAGAGCUGACUGACUUUUUUAAGUUCAUGACCUUAUGUCAUGCUGUAAUGGUAGAUAAAGACCCGGCCACAGGGGAAAUCCUUUAUCAAUCAAGUUCACCAGAUGAGACUGCAUUGGUUGAAGGAGCUAAAGAAGUUGGCAUCGUGCUCAAGAGUAGGACUAAGGAAACCAUGACAAUAGAGAUCGAUGGAAAUGAAGAGGUCUACGAUCUGUGUAUCGAGUUUCCAUUCGACUCUAUUCGGAAAAGGAUGUCAGUGGUAAUUCAUAAAAAUGGUAUUUACUACCUUCUCACCAAAGGUGCAGAUAACAUUAUGAAUCCAAGAAUCUCAUGGAAAGAAGAUGAGCAGGAAAAAGUGGAUUUCGACCUUCACCAAUUUGCUACAGAGGGCUUGCGAACCUUAGUUAUGGCACAGAAGGAGAUCUCCAAGGAGACCUUCGAGGAGCUCAAGGGAAGGAUCGAUGAGCUUGAGUCCUCAGCUCUUGUAAAUAAGGACGAAAUGAUUUUUGACUUGUAUGACCAAUACGAACGCGACCUUAAUUUUAUAGGAGCGUCUGCCAUUGAAGAUAAACUUCAAGAAAAUGUUGCCGAGACUAUUAGCGUCCUCAUGGAAGCCAAUAUCCGUGUCUGGGUGCUAACAGGUGAUAAGCAAGAGACCGCAAUCGAGAUUGCAAAGGCAUGCCAACUGAUCCAGGAAGAUAUGGAGGAAGAAAUUCUUUCAAUAGAUUUUGACCACGCUAAAAUUAAGGAACAUGCAAUCUUAAUUCAUGAUGAAAUGAACAAGAUUUAUGAUAAAUAUGGAAUAAAGUAUACUGUAGAGAGUCUUGACGAUGAGAAAGCGAAACAACUUAAGAAAAGAAAACGGAUAACUUUUAAUGAAGCUAAAAGGGUAAUCUCUUCUCUAAGUAUUGUCAUUGACGGACCAACCUUGGGAAUUAUUCUUGGGGAUGAAGAUAUGGAAUUUGAGUUCUUUAAACUAGCAAUGCUAGCAAGAUCUGUAAUCUGAUGACGUGUUUCCCCUAAGCAGAAAGCAUCAAUUGUCAGGCUUGCAAGAUACAAGGAAAAAUCUAUUUCUUUGGCCAUCGGGGACGGAGCUAACGAUGUCCCGAUGAUCAUGCAGGCUAACAUUGGGAUAGGAAUCAGGGGUAAAGAGGGCACACAAGCAGUCAGGGCAUCCGAUUAUGCCAUCAGUCAAUUUAGAUUCCUGAAAAGGUUAAUUUUAGUUCAUGGAAGGUACGGAUAUCGAAGAAUAUCAUCUGUGAUUUGAUACUAUUUUUAUAAAAACAUUUUGCUCGUUUUUACGGAGAUUUACUUUGCAAUUUUCUGUGGAUUCUCAGGUCAGAUAUACUUUGCAGAUUGGCUGCCAAUGCUAUACAACUCCUUAUGGACCAGCUUCACAUGAUUCUUCGCAUACUCAUUGGAAAGGGAUGUUUCUAGUAAGAAGUCGGAAAGGUCUCCACAUUUGUACUCUGCAGGUCAGAAAAGGGAGUAUUUUUCAUACCUGAUAUUUUGGAAAUGGAUACUCUUGUCGAUUUACCAUGGCUUCAUUGUCUAUUUUGGAUGUACUUAUGGGUUCAGGUAUAUCGUGAAUCUAGAGGGACAUACAGAGACACUUUGGUAUGUUUCAUCCACUGCAUUUACUAUUAUCAUCCAUUUGGUGACGAUGAAGUUGAUCAUAGAGAUUUUGUUCCUAAAUUGGAUAGUGAUCGUCGCUGGUGUUGGAUCUGUAUUGCUUUAUUGGGUCUGAGCGAUAGUACUCAAUGUAUCUUUUGUUGCACAGCUUUUCCAACCUAACCUGGAAGGAAUCUACUUUAGGAUGCUCUCCUCCAUCCCAACUCUUCUAUCUUUAUUCCUAAUCCCACUAGUCGCCCUUCUUCCUGACCUAACUCUAAAAUACUUCUCGCAACUAUACAGACCAUCGAGUUCGGACAAAGAAAUUAUGAAAAUCCGUGAGACAAAUAAUCUUAUGAAGGGUCUUAACUCUAUUGCGCCUAAAUGAAGGACUUUAGGAAGUUUGUAUAACUCUGAAGGCAGGUUUUAGGUUGCGAUUCUAGCUGGAUGGGACCAACUAUUAAUUUAUGUAAUAAUCCUUUAUU
Moneuplotes crassus is the source of this 2234-nucleotide messenger RNA. The record is from the annotation of a GenBank genome assembly. Lineage: Eukaryota; Ciliophora; Spirotrichea; Euplotida; Euplotidae.